AUGACUGCUUAUCGCAAGUUAGUGGGUGAAGUAGCCGAAGAAUACGGCUUUGAAAUAACGGAGAGACAAAUAAGAAACCAUUUCGAUCGUUAUCGAGCAAAAGUCAUAUCCAAAGGCAUGGCAUUUAGACGGAACGUCAACGCCGAGAAACGAUAUCGAACAGCAACUGGUGGUGGCAUUACACCCGCAGAUGAGGCUUUUGCGAAUAAAAAUCUCCAUUCGAUUAUGUCAUGGAGGAAGAAUUAUGGAGAUUUUUAG
Messenger RNA from Cylicocyclus nassatus, 258 nucleotides. NCBI's taxonomy places the organism in Eukaryota, Metazoa, Nematoda, Chromadorea, Rhabditida, Strongylidae. The record is from the annotation of a GenBank genome assembly.